This is a messenger RNA of Rhizophagus irregularis DAOM 181602=DAOM 197198, 1758 nucleotides long. RefSeq lists its product as uncharacterized. NCBI's taxonomy places the organism in Eukaryota, Fungi, Glomeromycota, Glomeromycetes, Glomerales, Glomeraceae. The record is from RefSeq and is a predicted model, not a curated record. Gene Ontology annotation, molecular function: protein binding.
CUUUUCUCAUGUCCGUCAGUGGAAAAAAAUAAAUAAAUAAAUAAAAAGGAACAUAAAUUUUAUAGAUACCCACUUUCUUCACUAUCUUAAAUUUUGACACAUUAUAAACAUGAUUCCAUUACCUUCGGAUAAAAAAUUCAUCCAAGAAAUAAGCCAAAUACGUAAAAAUAAUGCUGAUUAUGAUGUUAUUUUUAUUGUAGGCAGGAAACCUUCUAAAAGAAUGAUUGGUCAUUCUUUUGUCUUGAAAGUUAGAUCAGUUUACUUUCAUAAUAAAUUACAUUCUAUGGAUGAAAAUGAAGAAUUUGAUAAAUUUGAUCGUUAUCAAUUUAAAUUUCCCGAAUAUACUUUUGAAAUAUUUGAUAAAAUCUUAAGUUUUAUCUAUAGUAAUGAAAUUAAUGUUUCAACCAUGAAUUCAUUACCUUUGUUGAACUUGAUGAAAGCUGCUAAACGUUUCCAACUAACUGACAUGGUCGAAUAUCUUCAAGCGUACCUUAUCGAAAAUCAAUCAAGUUGGAUCUAUGAAAAUAUUUUUACUGAAGCAUUUGAUAACGAAGAAUCUCAACAACUACAAUCGUUAGUUAUCGAUUUGAUCUGUAAAAAUACGAAAUGGUUUCUUAAUUUGGAUCAUUUUAACAAAUUUUCUGAAGAGCAAUUGAUCAAGUUUUUACAAAUAGAUGAUUUAUCAGUUGAAGAAUUUCAUGUUUGGAAUGCUGUACUUGGUUGGGCAUUUGUAAAAAAUGCUGACCUUAAUGAAAAACAUAUAACUCAAUGGUCCGUUCAAGAAAUUGAAUCUUUUAAAAAAACUUUAAAUCCAUUUAUCCCAUUUAUUAGAUUCUUUCAGAUGUCAAGUAAUAAAUAUUUUGAUUGUGUUCAUGAUUUUAAUAAAGUUUUACCAGAGGACCUUGUUAGUAAGUUACUUAAAUAUUAUUUAAAAGGAACUUUACCAACAAAUUACCUUAUAUCACCAUCAAGAAAAGUUCGAAUGAUUGAUUCGGAUUUCAUUACAUCAGAACAGGCUGAAAUAAUUUCAUGUUGGAUCGAAAAUAAAAAAUAUAAGAAAUCAAUGAAUCUUGAAUGGGAAUUCAAAUUUAAUCUUUUAUAUAGUACAAAAAGAAAUGGUAAUUCAGUCGAGAUGUUUCAUGAAUAUUGUGACAAUAAAGGCGCUACCAUUAUAUUAGUUAAAACUAAUCUUCAAAAUGAAAUUAUUGGUGGCUAUAAUCCAGUUUCUUGGGGAAAUAAUAAUGAAAGUAGUAGUGACUUUAAAUCAAAGGGUUCAUCAAAAUAUUUGCUCAAUGAUGGAGAUGAAAUUUCAUUAAUGGAUGUUGAUGAAGAAUUUAUAGUAGGAUCAUCAUCAUCUACUUCUUCACAAAAAAUGGUCUUGAAUGUUAAAAAUGUUAAUGGUGAACAAACUGAUCCCUUUUUAUUUUCGUUCAACAAAAAUAAUGAAAAUAAUAUGGGAAAAAUUAGUUCAUAUAACGUUUUGAAUUCUGUUCAUAAUUGUCACGAAUGUGGUCCGUGUUUUGGUACGACCGACCUGUGGAUUACGCCUAAUGCAGCACAUUUAACAAAAUAUACCGAUUUUCAUCAUCCUUUGGAAAAUUCUGGAUAUCAUCGGCAGGGUUCUUAUGAGAUUAAACUAAGAAAUAAACAAGGUAUCUUUCAAUUUAAAGAUUAUGAGGUAUUUCAGGUGAUUCAUGUUUAAAUGAUAAAGAACCAGUAGAACAAAUCCAUUUUCUUUUGGGAGAAAUUCAAUUUUGC